Molecule: messenger RNA, 1104 nt
Organism: Trichoderma virens Gv29-8
Lineage: Eukaryota; Fungi; Ascomycota; Sordariomycetes; Hypocreales; Hypocreaceae
Product: glycosyltransferase family 8 protein
Exons: 2
Coding region: 1-1104 (367 amino acids)
Molecular function (GO): glycosyltransferase activity
Source: RefSeq, a predicted model, not a curated record
AUGACUGUCCGCCGCGAAAACCCGGCAGCGCACUGCACUAAUGUUCUCGCCUCCCGCCGGUGUCGCGUCAUUCUUGCUCUCACCGCUGUGAUAUUGACGAUUUACCUAAUUCUCAGCAGAGCAGAUGAUUAUUACUCCCAAAAGACGUCUACUGUCCUCUACAAGACUUCCAAGGAUACGAAUGAGCUGGAUUGGUCGAAAUAUGCGUAUACUCAAUAUGUCACCAGCAGCGAAUAUCUUUGCGUCUCAGUGAUGCUGUUGGAAAGGCUACAUCACCUCGGAAGCCGUGCAGACAGGGUAUUGAUAUAUCCUAAAAAGAUGCUUCCAGAUCCCGAAACAAAUGAUGGCGGAGGCUCCCACGAUGCUGAAAUGUUAAUCAAGGCACGAGACGAAUACGGUGUAAAACUUAUGCCAAUUCAAAAUCAGCAUAAAGAUACUGUUGACGAUACACGGGCCAACUCUUACACCAAACUCCUCGCCUUUAACCUGACUCAGUACGAGCGUGUCAUUGCCAUCGACGCAGAUGUCACAGUCUUGAAGCACAUGGACGAACUCUUCCACCUGCCGCCAUGCCCCAUCGCCAUGCCUCGCGCAUACUGGCUCCUCGACGACAUGAAAUCCCGAAUGACGCUUUCUUCCCACGUCAUGGUCAUCCAACCCAGCGAGCAGGAAUUCGACCGCAUCCAGAAGAGGGUUCAGCUCGCUGACAACGACGAAUACGACAUGGAGCUGCUAAACAAGCUGUACGCUGACACGGCCAUGGUGCUUCCUCACAGGCCUUUUGCAAUGAUUUCUUCAGAGUUUCGCGAGACGGAUCAUCACUUGUAUCUCGGCUCUGAGACGGAGGAAUGGGACCCUGUAGCGGUGCUCAAUGAAGCCAAGACGGUUCAUUUCUCAGAUCACCCCGUGCCGAAACCCUGGAAAGUACAUCUGACUACGGACGAUCAGGAUAGUAUUACCAAUUUGGAACCUAAAUGUGAAAUGAAGACAAAGGACAGCGAAAGCGAUGGCGAAGAGGAGGAUUGCUCGGGAAGGGACGCAUGGAGACAGCUGUACGCUGAUUUCAGAGAGCGCAAGGCGGUAAGUUGUACAUUCAUGAGAUGA